UCAUGAGCAAUGACGAGGACGGAUUUGACGACUCCGAUGAUGACAGUUUGCUUCAAGCAGCGGUGGCAUUUCAGAGCGACACAGAGUCAUUGAACAAACUACCCUCCGUCCUACGAGACAGUCUCCUUCCUUUCCAACGCGAGGGUGUUCUGUUCGGGCUACAGCGUGAUGGAUGUCUCCUCCUGGCUGACGAGAUGGGACUUGGUAAAACUCUUCAAGCUAUCAGUAUAGGAGCGAUCUACGAGUCAGAGUGGCCGAUGUUGGUGGUGGUACCGUCCAGUAUGAAGUACGUAUGGUUAGACGAGAUACAGAGGUGGUUACCGCACCUCACCCCUGACGAAAUACAUCUUGUCAAGUGUGCGGAGGAUGUUCCGGACUUAGUUCGGUGUAAGAUCUCCAUCGUUUCGUACGGAUUGUUCCAGUAUAAACGGUUCUUCGGUCUCCUAGAGAAUCUGGACAUUACCUUUAAAGUUAUUAUCUGCGACGAGUCUCACUAUCUCAAGAACUGGAAGAGUCUCCGCACGAAACACCUGGUAAAGUUACUACAGGGCGCUAGAAGGAGGAUACUCCUCACUGGUACACCUGCACUAGCUCGCCCUGAGGAGUUGUACACCCAGAUAAACAGCAUUAAACCUGGUUACUUUGGCUCGUAUACCAGAUUCUGCGAGAAAUAUUGCCAAGGACACUACAACUACAGACUAAAGCGGUUUGACGUAAGCGGAGCGUCUAACCUGGAGGAACUACACCUUCUUCUCACUAAUCACGUGAUGAUACGGCGACUGAAGAGUAAAGUUCUCACUCAACUACCUGCUAAACAGCGUCAGAAGAUAUCUUUUGAUUUACCAGCUAGUGCUGUACGAGAGGUGGAGAAGGUGAAGUUGAGGUUGGAGGAGGUGAAGGCUGGAGGGAAUGAUUAUGAGGUGCGGAGUGCAGUGAUGGAGUUGUAUCACCAGACUGGACUGGCUAAGAUACCAGCCUGUGUGGAGUACAUCAAGGAGAUGUUAAAACAGGGUAGCAAGUUCCUGGUGUUUGCCCACCACCUAGCAAUGCUGGACGCUAUAGAGAGGGAGCUGGUGGAGAGUAAGACGGAUUAUAUUCGUAUAGACGGGAGUGUUAGUUCUCUUCUGAGGCAGGAGUAUGUCAGGAAGUUCCAGAGUGCGGAGAGUUGCAAGGUCGCUGUGCUCAGUAUCCAAGCAGCUGGUGUAGGUUUAACACUUACAGCAGCCUCUCUGGUUGUGUUUUGUGAGCUUCAUUGGUCUCCAGGAGUCCUACACCAGGCUGAGGACAGAGCACACAGGAUUUCGCAAAAGAAUGCUGUCAAUGUUUACUAUCUGAUUGGUCUCGGUACCAUUGACGAAACUCUUUGGAAAAAACUGAACAGAAAGGUUGAUGUAGUGGGUAAAACUCUUGAAGGACAGGGAGGGGAUAUGAACACUAAUGAAACUGAUAAUGAUGAUAUAAAGUCUGUGUUAGCUGCCUGUACGGGAAACUCUCCUACAAAACGAUCUCCUACUAAACGACAUGGACAGCAAGGUAAGAAGAACUCCCCAGUAAAGAAGCCCUCUUCCUCUCUCUCCUUCUGCCCGGGACAAACUAAACUGACCCCCUUUCUCAACAUGUCUAUAGAUGAAGACUUUACUGAUCCCCGUAUCUCUGGCUCUUCUAAGUCGACUGUCUCCUCUACUGUCUCCUCUACUGGCUCCUCUACUGGCUCCUCUACUGGCUCCUCUACUGGCUCCUCUACACAUCUCAAUAGCUCCAGGGUAGAUGAGAUUCUGAGUCAGGCUGAGAUGAAGAGGGACAGGUUGCAGAUGUCUAAAUUCGAGAAGAAUGCUAAGAAAAGGGGGAGAGGUAAAGAACGGAGUGAAGACGGGGUGAAUAAGAGAGGAAGGGCUGGAGAUAAGGGGCUCCUGCAGGUUGAGGCUUGUAGUUCUAGCAAAUAUUUUAAGAAAGGUGAAAAGGAGCGAACGGACGUGAUUGACAUUGAUUCUACCUCUGAUGAAGAAACAGAUUCAAAUGUAGUCGGGUGUGUUAUUAAAAAGAACUGUAGAACAGAUUCUAAAGUAUCACUUGUUCCACCAAAUAACUCUACUGCUGAUAUCAGACAGGAAACAAGGAAUUUAGAUCUGCCUCCGGUAAUAGUUAUAGACGAAUCUUCUACGUCAUCAAGCAAGGAUCACCCUCAAACUCCCCCAGAAACAUUACAGAGUAGCACUGAAGCAGCUGAUGAAGACAGCCAGCCGACAUCCUCCUCAGAUUCUGGAAUAGAUCACACCCAAGAACACUCUUCUGCAGUGGAAAUGAUCACGGAAGAUGAUGAUGAGGACUGUUCAGACACAGACUUGUUCAGUGACAGACCCGUUGAUACCCUGCAGUUUUCAGUUAGUGCACAUACAGAUAGGAUAUAUUUCUACGAUUACACUGGAAUAUACCUGGAAGUGAACUGUCUCCUGCAGGAUCUGCUGGACGAUACUUCUCUCCCUGAGCUCCUCACCAACAAUCCUCACCACAAGGAAGCUGCGCAGGAGUUCGCCCGACACUGGUCAGGGAUCAGCAAGGCUACCCAGACUCGACUACAUAACAAGAUCAUGUCUGAUUUGGAUGAGGAGCUCAAGAAGGUUUUUGAGAAUCGAGCUUUUUCUACCACCAGGAAUUUUAAAGGUCCCAAAACAGCUGUUGACAGCGAAGAGACAGCGGAACAUUCGGUGAAGCUGAGGAAACUGAAUGUUGGGAAGAAGAGGGUUGAGAUUGAGCAGCGAUUCUCGGAGUUGGGUGACCCGUUGUGUUUAAGCUGUGAGUCUGUGGUAGUAAGACUGAAGUCUAGAACCUCAGUGAGUUGCGUUACCAGGGUAACCUCCUCCACCAACUCGGAACUCUCGAAGCUUCCAUUUCAGGGGAGAUUCUGCUCGCUGGACUGUUCACAGCGGUACGGAGUGAAAGCAAACAGUCACAGUUUUGUAAGAAAGAUCCUGUUCGACCUAGAGUUUGGAGUAUGUCAGACAUGUGGGCUGGAUACUAAUAGGCUGCUCAAGCAACUGAGGCUAGGCACUCAGGAGGAGAAGGUUAAACUUCUUAACUCUACAACUCUCAAAUCCCUGACAGAGAAACAGAAGCGUAACAUAGUGGUGCACGCAACGGAGGGGCUGUUGUGGCAAGGUGACCACAUCGUACCAGUAGCUGAGGGGGGCGGUCAGUGCGACAUCGACAACUUCAGGACUCUCUGUACAGUUUGUCACAAGGUAGAGACAAAGAAACUGAUGACCAGGUUGAGAGUGAAGAAGGAUAAGGAGACCAACAAGAAAAAAGGUAUUCUGGAUAUUCGACAUUUUCUGGGUUAGGUUAUUUAAAUAAAAAAAGGGUUCUUGCUCCUUUGGUUUGGCGGGAACUUGAGAGACAGGUUUUUAUUCAGUGUUAUCAAAAAUAGUUGUUUAAUGUUUACAAUUGUAGGUAGAUAAAAUAAUGAGCUUAAUUAAAUUAUUAUUUUUUAACCGACCGACUUCUUAUAUUAAGUAGGUUCAAUAAUUCGUGCGACACAACUGCAAUUUGUUUUAGCUACAUUUGCUGUGACAAGGUUUUUAGAUAAAAUGAUACUGACGGAAACCAGCAUUUAAGAUAAUCUUUUGUUUUGUAUGAAUUUGUUUUUAGCAUAAUGUGGUAAUAACGUGAUGAAGAUAGACAACUGACACGCUGAAAAGCUAAAAUUCUAUAUUUUUAAUCAACUGUAAUGUAUUUUAUCAUGUAUUUGUAUAUUAUUGACAUUAUUGCUGACUACUAUAAUAUAUUGACA
Messenger RNA from Bolinopsis microptera, 3787 nucleotides. RefSeq names its product DNA annealing helicase and endonuclease ZRANB3-like. The transcript is spliced from 16 exons. Lineage: Eukaryota; Metazoa; Ctenophora; Tentaculata; Lobata; Bolinopsidae. Gene Ontology annotation, molecular function: nucleic acid binding; endonuclease activity; ATP-dependent chromatin remodeler activity. Bases 3 to 3338 code for a protein of 1111 amino acids. Gene Ontology annotation, biological process: DNA repair; replication fork processing. The record is from RefSeq and is a predicted model, not a curated record.